Benincasa hispida (wax gourd) is the source of this 869-nucleotide messenger RNA. RefSeq lists its product as uncharacterized. The record is from RefSeq and is a predicted model, not a curated record. NCBI's taxonomy places the organism in Eukaryota, Viridiplantae, Streptophyta, Magnoliopsida, Cucurbitales, Cucurbitaceae.
CCCCUUCUUCUUCUUCAUCCCCAAUCUCAUCCAUCUCCAGAAAAAAAUCCCUCAAAAUUCCCCAAAAUACCCUCACUCCCAAAUCUCUCUCCUCUUCUCCAAUGGGUCUUUCACCUUCGUCUUCAACCUCCAUUUCUAGGUCACACUACAACAUCCACAAGCUUUUCCUCCUCUGCAACUACAUUCUCCUCGGCGCCGCCUCCAGCUGCAUUUUCCUUACUCUCUCCCUCCGCCUCGUCCCCUCCGUUUGCGGCUUCUUCAUUAUCUUCCUCCACGCCUUCACCAUUGCCGGUGCGGUCUCUGGCUGCGCCAUGGCCUCCGCCGCUACUGGCCGCUGGUUCGGCGUCCAUAUGGUUUUCACCGUCCUCACAGCUAUCUUCCAAGGCUCUGUUACGGUACUGGUCUUCACUAGGACCAGCGAUUUCCUUGGCGAGUUGAAAUCGUAUGUUCGAGAGGAAGACGGAUCGGUGAUUCUGAAAUUGGGCGGCGGAUUGAGCGGAUUGAUCUUUUGUUUGGAGUGGAUUGUUCUGGUUCUUGCGUUUUGUUUGAAGUAUUAUAUGUAUGUUGAAGGAAAUGGAAGUGUUGAGGGUUUGAAGAGGAGUGGUAAGGUUCAGCAAUUUGAAGAUUCAACUUGGGCAGCACCAUUCCCUGUUUAGAAACACAACCAAACACAUAUGCUUGAUUUUCAUUUGUUAUUCUUGAUUCAAUUUGUGAUUCAUAUUCUUAUGUAUUCUUUUCUAUUUCAUUAUAUGUGAUUUGUAUGUUUGUGAGUGUAUCUUUAGGGAUGAUGGCUUCUUCAAAUGUGAUUCUAUUUUGAAGGGGGUAUUCAUUCAAAUGAUAUAAUACCAUACAUUACUUUGAUUUUGUAA